Molecule: messenger RNA, 255 nt
Organism: Arctia plantaginis
Lineage: Eukaryota; Metazoa; Arthropoda; Insecta; Lepidoptera; Erebidae
Source: the annotation of a GenBank genome assembly
AUGCCCGCGAAUUGUCAACCGUCGCAUAGACAACGAGCCCAUUUGAAUACCCUCGAUUUGAAUAUAAAGGUCGGCAUUCACGUGUCGCCGCCAUACAUCAACCGGGAAGGCUUUAAGUCUUUCGAGCGCUUUUUGGACACAAAUAAGCGUCUGAUGUUCGACAGGACGCGCAUAAUACGGUCAGAUUUAAUUCUGCAGGGACUCAAGUUGCACCGCGGCACUGUUUAUGAGACAUAUGUGAUGAAAGUGCGUUAA